Molecule: messenger RNA, 4374 nt
Organism: Dromaius novaehollandiae (emu)
Lineage: Eukaryota; Metazoa; Chordata; Aves; Casuariiformes; Dromaiidae
Gene: RAB33B
Product: RAB33B, member RAS oncogene family
Exons: 2
Coding region: 240-932 (230 amino acids)
Biological process (GO): regulation of exocytosis; Rab protein signal transduction
Molecular function (GO): GTPase activity; GTP binding
Source: RefSeq, a predicted model, not a curated record
GCGGCCAAUGGGAGUGAGCGGGGCGAGCCGCCGUGACGUGGCGCGGCGCUGCCGGCGGCGGCCGGCCGAGGGGCGUGCGCGUGCGCGCGCGCUGCAGGCAGCCGUUUCUCUGCGGGGCGGCGGUUAACGGCCGUGGGCGCGCGCGCCCGCCCGCCCGCCCGGCGCGCGGAAGGGAGGAGGGCGGCAGCGUCCCCGAGCUCGUCCGCCCGGGCCCCGGAGAGGGCGGGCGGAAGGGCGCGAUGAUGGCAGCGGCGGCCGACCUGGAGUCCUCGCUGGAGCUGAGCUUCACGGGCAGCGGCACCAUGCCCGGCGGGCUGCCCCCCGCGCGCUCCCGCAUCUUCAAGAUCAUCGUUAUCGGGGACUCCAACGUGGGCAAGACCUGCCUCACCUACCGCUUCUGCGCCGGCCGCUUUCCGCAGCGCACCGAGGCCACCAUCGGCGUGGACUUCCGCGAGCGCGCCGUCACCAUCGACGGCGAGCGCAUCAAGAUUCAGCUAUGGGAUACAGCAGGGCAGGAGCGCUUCAGAAAGAGUAUGGUGCAGCACUAUUACAGGAAUGUACAUGCUGUUGUGUUUGUGUAUGAUAUGACAAACAUUGCCAGUUUUCACAGUCUGCCGUCAUGGAUAGAGGAAUGCAAACAGCACCUUCUUGCCAAUGAUAUACCACGGAUUCUUGUUGGAAAUAAAUGUGAUCUGAGAAGUGCUAUUCAGGUACCUACGGACUUGGCCCAGAAGUUUGCUGAUACUCACAGUAUGCCACUAUUUGAAACCUCCGCCAAAAACCCGAACGACAAUGACCAUGUGGAGGCCAUAUUUAUGACACUGGCUCACAAGCUUAAAAGUCACAAGCCAUUAAUGCUUAGUCAGCCCCCGGAUCGCGAUGAAAUACAUAUAAAGCCUGAACCAAAACCUGCCAUGACCUGCUGGUGUUAAAUCAUGCUAUUUGUUCAGCUAUCACCUUGUCUGUUUGUAUAUGCUUCAAAGUUGUGAUCUUGGCAAAGUUCCAGGUUUUGGUAGCAAUUAUAGCAAAUCUCUUUGGCACUUUAAUGUGUUUUUUCUUAUGUAAAUGUGCCCAUCUCAUUUUCUUGCACUUUGUAAUGUACUUUCUGAAUUACUGAUUUUUCACUAUAGAUACAGAGGAAAGUAAACUUUCAAGUGAAGUUUUGACAAAGCAAUUCUACUUGAGCUCUUGCUGCCUGAGAUCAUUUUUGUCACUUGUGGUAAGGUUAUAAAUAGUAGGCCUGUUUACUAAUGUUUUCGGUUGGUACUUCAUUCGAAUAAUGUUGGAGGAAAACUGUUAUGGGACAGACAGGUGACUUGUUUUUGAAUCACUGAUUGGGGUGAUUUUUGAUGUCUAAAGAAAUAUUUGAUGAAUGCUAGCAGAUUUUUGGGCAAGUACCUUUUUAUUAAAACAAUAGCAACAACAACAAGGCUGUCAGAUAAAGAUUAAGCUUUCAGUGUAAGUGCAUACUGCAGGCUUUAAUGCCCUGUCGUUCCACUCUAAACCUUGUCUAUUUCUUUGUGGUAAUGAUAACAGAGUUGAAAAACUUGUCCCUACCUCUGGAUAACUAUUUGAUACUUACAACUUCAUUAAUUCUUCUCAAUUAGCAUGUAAGACUAAACUGUGCAUUCCUUAUUAUGGAAAUUAUUGUAGCAUAGGACUUGGGAAAAUUUGGGAUUAUAACUAUCCACAGUUUUUCUGACCUAGCUAAAACUUCCAUGUUCAAUGAGGUUUUACUUGUAAAGAUGCUCUAUUUGAGCUGAGCAUCUGAGCAUAAUUAAAAAUACUUAAAUGAAUUAAAAUUUGAGUGAAUUUGGCAAAAGCAUCCUGGUUUUCAAAGGUAAGGCUUUCAGAGGAUGUUAAUCAUAAUGAAUGUUUUCAAAUACUUUGAAAAACACAGUUUUUUUACAAAUCAAUUUGAUUACGUUUUAGGGAUGGAAAUGCUUAGGAGAAAGUGUUACUUCUGAUGCCCAGUGUGACAUACAAAGUUGUGCCUUAGUCAUGGAAAAUGUGAAGGCCACCAUAUAUUAAUGGUCUGUAUUGUUCUGUGCCAGAACAACUGAUUUGAAGGCUUCUGUUCCGUGCAAAGGAGCUUGACUACAGACUUCCAUAAUUGAAGGUCAGUUUGCUUGCAUAAUGGUAAAACAGUACCUUCUAUUUAAAGAAUAGGGAAUAUGAGAAUUCUUUAAAACACUUCUGAAUACAAAAUCAAGUCAAUUCUGAAAUACGGAGAAAGUCUGCACAGGCAGAUCAUCUGUUAAAGAUUUUGGGCUAAAACCUGCUUCUAUGAUAUUAUGGAUUUAAGUUGGGCAUCCUGGCAUUAACUACAAUGAGUUUUUUGUUUAGUUUUGUUUUCUGUUUUUAAUCAGAAGAGAGAAACUGUUUGUUUGGAACCAUCUUCCUCUGGAUUCUCUUAGUUGCAACUAUUUUACUUCAGUUCUGUUGUUUGAAGGUCAACUUUUGUAAUGAAAAUGAUGCUAGGUUGCACAAAAUUAUAUAAAACAAAAGAAAACGUAAGCCAUAGAAUUUAAUCUAUGGCUUCAUUCAUAUGCCAUGAUGAAACAAUAUUUUGUGACUUAAUCUUCAAAGGAAUUGAAAUAAAAAUGAGGAUUUUUGAUUUAUAAUGUGUAGUGUGUGAUGCUGACUGGAAAAUAAAUGUAAGGGCAAAUUUAGAAGCUGCCAUCCUAGUGAUUACAUUAGAAAUAAUUAUAUUAUUGAAACAAAAUAACUACUAUUAUUUAAACUAUUAAAAUUAGUGCAACAUAAUUGUACUGCAAGUUAGAUUGAUAAAAGGAAAAAUUCAUUGACUUCUCCGUAGAUUUAGAAAGAGCAUUCAAUUUGGCCUAAUAUAAUUGGGAUAUUUAAAAAUUUCUGAACAAAAAAUACUAAACAUUUUUUCUGUAUAAAGCUGCUAUAACUGCAACAGUAAUUUUAUUUAUGCAACAUUGUAAAAGAGAACUUUUUCAUCCACUCUGCACAUUAAAUGACUAAAAUUUGGUUUACAGUCCUUUCACAAACAAUCAGCUCUUUAACACGUGUCCUUAAUGAUUUUUUUUUAUUUUAGAAAAGAAUUGAUCUUCAGUUUAUUUGUAUAGUAUUACAAAUAAACAUGGUUUACAGUCCUCUUGGACAAUUUAUUUUUCACUCGUGUCCUUAAUCCUUUUUUUUCAAAAGGAUCCAUCUUAAGUAUUUGUAUAGUAUUAAAUAUUUCAGCAAACUUUCUAAUUCUUUUUUUAUUUUUUAAAAUAAGAAGACAGAAUGAAGAAUUCCAAAGUCAGUCAGUCAGGUUGGGGGUUAAGCUGAGGAAAUUAUGUAGACACAAUAUUAGCGUUAAAUUUGACAUCAAACAUCUGUAAAUCUGCUAAGUUUUAUUUGAAUUAAUCACAACCUGUAAAUAAGGGCCCCUGUGUUAUUAAAAUUGUGUGGAAAUGUAAUCUUGCUUUCAGCACAAAGCAUGUUUUGAUGGUUCUCCCAUAACCAUGAUGUGGUCAUUAAUCCAGAAUCUGAUGUGGUCAUUAAUCCAGAAUCUGAUGUGGUCAUUAAUCCGGAAUCUGAUAUGCUUCCUGGCUCUCAGUAGUAAUGUUCUGCCCACAAAAUUGAUGUCAAAAGUACUGUAUACUUUGUAUAUGUAUUUUCACCUUACCGAAUUGUAAAGUUGGGCUAUUUUGUAUGUGGGGGUGGGGAGGGGGGGGAGGAUGCAAUCCCAGAAACCUAAUAAACUGGCUUUGCCACAAACUACUGUCACCUGUUUUCAGUGGUCUCAUACUAGGAAUUAUGACAUCAUUUCUUGGUAAAAUCCAUAAUAAAUUACAGUAAACAAGGUAGGAAAAAACAGCCUGUAGUUUUUGUUUACCUAGACAGCAAUUUUGUGAAAGACUCUCACAACACUUGUAUUACUGUCAGUGCUCUUUUGCGGUGUACCUCAGUUAUUUUGGAGCAUCUGAAGCACUCAUCUGAUGUUUCAGCACAUGUUUCAGAGGAGUCUUUUCCAUUACUCUUCUCCUAGUCUUGCCCCAUGUCCAGAAAAGCUCUUAACUUCACCUGUGAAAUCUUAGUUAUCUCAAAAGAUUGUCUUACAGUUUGCAUACACACACACCUCCAGCAAGAAAUUAGUUCUAGCUGCCGUUAAGCUGUUUUUUGGUAAAUGUCAUAGCCUUUUCCCCUGAAAGGACCUCUGAAAUUGUUGUGUUACCAUAUACUGUUUCACGACUGUCCUAUUAUGUUCUUCUAAUUCUACACUUAAUAGUGUAUUUUUAAUAAAAAAAUAGCUAAACACCUUUUAGAGAUGUUUUGCAUCUUUAAAGAUGAUUUGCAGUCAUUACUGGUUACACAGACUGUUAAUUCUACUGAAUGAUUAAAAACGUGUUUAGUGAA